This is a messenger RNA of Cooperia oncophora, 672 nucleotides long. The record is from the annotation of a GenBank genome assembly. Lineage: Eukaryota; Metazoa; Nematoda; Chromadorea; Rhabditida; Trichostrongylidae.
AUGAUCAACUGCCACGAAAUGUUAAUUUUCAUUGUGGUUCAAGUUUCAGGGAUGGCGCAGAUGUUGAAGAGGUCAUUUUCUGUGAGCGCCACCGCUUUCUCGGGUCUCGUCAAGGCUCCCGCGCAGGUUCAUGGUAUCGAAGGACGCUAUGCAUCUGCCCUCUACUCUGCUGCCUAUAAACAGAAGAGUCUCGAACAGGUGGACAAGGAUCUUCAGAAAAUCCGAUCCAUCUAUCAGCAAGAUGCCAGCUUUAGAGAGUUCGUUCUCAAUCCCACUCUCAGGGGACAGAAAAAGAAGGUUGUUACUUUGGAAAUCGCCAAAAAGCUCGGCUUGGCUAAGGAAUCGACUAACUUCCUUGGUCUGCUUGCUGAGAAUGGUCGUCUUAGCAAAUUGGAAGCAGUCGUUUCAUCCUUCGAACAUAUAAUGAGAGCUCACAGAGGAGAACUUUUUGUUCAGGUGACCUCUGCUGAACCUCUGACCAAGUCUCACGAGUCCGCUCUUAACGAUGCGCUUAACAAGAUGGCAAAAUCUGGGCAAAAGUUGAAUGUGACUUACACUAUCAAGCCGUCUAUUAUGGGUGGUCUAGUUGUAACUAUAGGAGAUAAGUACGUUGACUUGUCGAUCGCGUCUCGUGUCAAGAAACUCAAGGAAGUUAUUAUUGCCUCUGUUUAA